UCCCCCUGCUCGGUCCGGAGCUUACACCCGCGCCCGCGCCUCCUGCCAACCCAGCGCCCCGUGCAACACGCCCAGGCGGAGCCCCCCUCGCCCACGUCCACGUUCACGCGCGCGGCCUCGCGCUAUGGUGAGGCUGCUGUUGGGUCGCCUCUGCUGUCGGCUUUACACGCAGGUCAUUAACGAGGGGGCGUGCCCGAGAAGAUUUUUCCCAUAAAGCAUUUUUCUAUUUUUUUUCCUCUCUUUUGCAAAACUGACUUUUACCCCUUUCCACUUCUCGCCAGUCGUUUCAAUCUCUUCAGGGCUUUUCGUGCUGCUGCACUCAAGUUUAUUUUCCCGCCUGGGUUGGGGUUUUAGAAUUCGGUUUGUGAUUUUUACCUCUUGUUGCUGCUGUGCCUAAGGAGGGAAAUAGAAGCAGCUGCGGGAGGAUCGGGAAGGUUUUCUGAUGUAGUCAUCGGGGAGGUGCCACUCGCUCGUGCGCGCUCUCUUUUUUUCUUUUUCUUUUUUUCCCAUUUCAAACUGAUUGAUGUAUCUCUACAAGUUGCUGGACUUGGGGCCGGCCCCGUCGGAGUCACAGGGACACUUCUGAGAGCUCACCCAGGGCUCUUGGCACCGCGUGUGGGGAAUCGGUCUCGCUCCCGGAAGGCGAUCGGAGACUGACAUCAGCCCAUCCAGGAGUUGGAGGGAUCCAUUUGAAAGUGAUUGUUACCCCUCCUGCUCUUCAGCAGAACAGUUGGGUUGGCGUCGUCUUGCAGGUUUGGGAAUCCCAGCUCCGCCGGGCUGGCUGGUUCAUAACCUCUACUCUUCAUUCACUUUGGUGCACCCACACCCGGCCAAGAAAAGCACGCAGGAGAAAUCCCCGAGACUCGGCCAGCGCCCGAGGUGCCGACUCCCUUUGCCGCUGCAGUCCGACUCCACUAGGGACCUGCGGGAAGACUCGAAGAGCCAAACUUUUCUUUGAGGGUUUCGAGGCAAGACCGCUCCUCGCCAGCGCAGCUGCCGGUUAACCAGUUCCAGGACGCCGGCGGGGCUGGGUUUGCGGCUCCAGAUCCCCACCCUUCUCGGCGCACCGCCCGGUACCGCAGUACCAACUACUCCUCCGAGAUUUCCGGGGGUCGCCCGACUAAGGCACAGAGGAGGCUGGGGAAAGCUCUCAGACUCCAGGGGCCACAAGCAUCCAGCCCCCUAUCUUCACGGCGCCCUCCUUUUGCAGUUUCCCACCCGCCACCAAAGUAACUUGGAGCGAAGCGGGUCGCAGUGCAAGGGCCCCCGGCGGUUGCGAAGCCGUACGCCGCCCGCGGCGCCGACGCUGAGCCGGGCCCGGCGGGCCGGUGUAUGUCUCCCCUCGGCCACGGCGCGCAACUCCCGGUGACUGUGCAGCGCGCGCCGCCGCCAGUUCCGAAUCGCGCUGCCGCCGCCAGGCCGGGCACGCACCUCCCUCUGCCGGGGUGACUGGCCUGCAGCCGCCGCCCGAGACACAGCUUGGCACCCUUUCCCCCGCCUUCGCCGCUGCUACCACACACACGCACGCUUCUCUCCAUCUUGUGAUUCCUUUUUCCUCCCGAACCCCAGUGGGGGUGCGAGUUUGUCUUUAUCCCCUACUCCCCACCCCCCCGCCCGCAAUUCACCGCCUUCUUUUCUUCUCGCUCUCCUGCCCCUCCCCAGCUUGGUGUGCGCCUCUUUCCUUUCUCGCCCCCCUUCAUUUUAUUUAUUCAUAUUUAUUUGGCGCCUGCUCUCUCUUUCUGUCCCCUUCCCUCCCUCCCUCCCUCUGGAUCCCCGCUCUCUCCCCGGAGUGGCGCGUCGGGGGCUCCGCCGCUGGCCAGGCGUGAUGUUGCACGUGGAGAUGUUGACGCUGGUGUUUCUGGUGCUCUGGAUGUGUGUAUUCAGCCAGGACCCGGGCUCCAAGGCCGUCGCCGACCGCUACGCUGUCUACUGGAACAGCAGCAACCCUAGAUUCCAGAGGGGUGACUACCAUAUCGACGUCUGUAUCAAUGACUACCUGGAUGUUUUCUGCCCUCACUAUGAGGACUCCGUCCCAGAAGAUAAGACUGAGCGCUAUGUCCUCUACAUGGUCAACUUUGAUGGUUACAGUGCCUGCGACCACACUUCCAAAGGCUUCAAGAGAUGGGAAUGUAACCGGCCUCACUCUCCAAAUGGACCACUGAAGUUCUCUGAAAAAUUCCAGCUCUUCACUCCCUUUUCUCUAGGAUUUGAAUUCAGGCCAGGCCGAGAAUAUUUCUACAUCUCCUCUGCAAUCCCAGAUAAUGGAAGAAGGUCCUGCCUAAAACUCAAAGUCUUUGUGAGACCAACAAAUGACACCGUACAUGAGUCAGCCGAGCCAUCCCGCGGCGAGAACGCGGCACAAACACCAAGGAUACCCAGCCGCCUUUUGGCAAUCCUACUGUUCCUCCUGGCGAUGCUUUUGACAUUAUAGCACAGUCUCCUCUCGUUACCUGUCACAGAAAACAUCAGGGUCUUGGAACACCAGAGAUCCACCUAACUGCUCAUCCUAAGAAGGGACUUGUUAUUGGUUUUUGGCAGAUGUCAGAUUUUUGUUUUCUUUCCUUCAGUCUGAAUUCUAAGCAACAACUUGGGGUUGGGGGGACUAAAAAAUCUAGUUGCUGCCUCCCUCACCCCACUCCCAGCCCUUGCCCUUGACUUCUCUCACCCCUUCCAAAUUAAAUGGACUCCAGGUGAAAAUGCCAAAUUGUCGUAGUGACACCAGUGGUUCGUCAGCUCCUGUGCAUUCUCCUCUAAGAGCUCACCUCCGUUAGCACACUGUGUCGAUGGUAUAUGGACAAGGAAGAAUAGUGGCAGAUGCAGCCAAUGAUGGUCAGACCUGGGAGAGUUUCACUCUCCUAUACAAUAUUUAUGCCUUCUCAUUCAAGACUGUAAGAUGAUCGUGCAGGGCAUCAUGUCACCAUGUCAGGUCCAGAGGGGAGGUAUUAAGAAUAGAUAUAAUAUUACACCAUUUCCUCUAGGAGUGUAUAAAUGAACAGGCUUCUAAAAGGUUGAGACACUGGGUUUUUUUAAAAUAUGACUGUCUUAAAGCAUUCUUGACAGUAAAACCUGUAUUCUGUAAAAGAAGCCUUUUUUUUUUCCAGGAGGCGGGUUGGGUGCAGGAAUGCUAACACAGAGCAAGUGUGAAAACAGAGCAAACUAUGUUUGGUGGGGGUGUGUAUGUGUGAGUGCCUCUAAUUUUUUUGGUGACUGGGCAGUGCACACCAGAUUUUUUUUCCUUUGAAUACAGAUCACCAUGGUGCUACAACUUUUUUUUUUUUUUUAGAAACUCAAAGAGGCAUUUUUAUGAAUAAAGUGACCUUCCCCAAGGCUGACAAGCCAGGGUUGAUGAUUGCAGAGUGGAAUAGCUUUGGCUGCUCCUCUGGGGGACGAUGUGUACCAAGGAAAAGAUGUCAGUGGUCAGAGGAGACAUGAUUUGGCUUUGCUGGAGCGCCAGUGUGCUGUGGCCUUUUCCCGACUCCCACCCCAGUGCCCUCGUUUUGCUCCACACUCCACAACUGCAGGGGGCUUGGACAAAAACCCCUGUCACCAGGAGAGUCAGUCAGCACUACUUGGGAGGGCUUAAGGGAAAUUUGGAAUAAAAAUUCCAAAGUUUGGAAUAAAAGAAUUCAAGCAUUGAUUUUAUAUUCUUUCCCUUUCUGACACAGCCUAAAGCGUAGGGGGAACACAUGUUUAUCUGUAGGAGAUAAACAAGAUGGAGUCCCAAAGACUUUAACAAAAUAUUUUUUUAAAAAUCCACUAGAAUAGAAAAUACAUUAUUUAGAUAUACUUUAUGCUGAGAGUGAGUAUAUGCUUGUCCUAUUUAAACUUGUGAGAAAAAGUGGUAUCCCUUGAUACAUUUAGAAAUAUGGGGGCUAUCUUGUUUCAUUGUGGGGGUGGGGCAGAAGGAGAACAAACACAGGAUGACCCUGUUUAAGGAAUCUUAGCAUAGUCAACAGGGGAUGUUUCCAGUUAAUUACCAGGAAAUGUGAGCCUUGGGGUUUCUACUGGUGGGACUGUCAUGAACUUCAAACUCCAAAGCCUAGACAGGGAGAAGUGUCAGACCAAUGGAAAAGUGAUCCAGCCUUUUAUGCUAUUGCACGACAUGUCAAUAGAAACCAUGCCUUUCAAAAUAAUUAAGUCAAUAAAUGCAAUGAUCAUGUAAAAUGUGAAAAAUUGAAAGCAUUCCAGCAAAAUAAGGAUUUUUAUAUACUCGUUUUUUAAGAUGUAUAUGUAAAAAAUGGGGGGUCAUGUUAUGGACGGACUUCAUGAAUGGGAAUUUGCUUAGAAUUGUGAGUAGUUUUGAAUUUUAAAAAAUAUGUGAAUGAAAGGCAACUGUAAACAUACUGCACCCUAGAGAGUUGUACACAUGUUGAAAUGUAAUCUGGGCUCACCUGAUGGUUGGAGUGGAUGUUACUGCUGAGUCUGUUCUCACUUGGAACCUUGCGGGUAGGGUUGCCAGCUUCGCAGAUGCAAUCAACCCUUCUCCCCAACAUCAGGAACUUCUCUGGAGUGGCAGAGUUUUAUCACAGAAGGCACCCACCAUUUCACUGAAACAAAAGUCCACAGCAUUCUAUUCCUUUUUCCUUUAACUAUUUAUAUGCUCAGUACUCUCAGUAGUAUCCAGAAAUCCUAUUCUUUUUAUUAAUAGUUACAGGCUUGUUGGUCCAGUGGGAUUUGGGUAGGGGGAAAAAAAGAUACCUUUUAAAAUGGAUCAAUAGGCAGAACGAAAAUAAUACUGCAUGUUCUAUAACCAAGGAAAUCAAACAAUCCUGUAAUGAUUCCAGUUAGUCAUAACUACAUUAGCAGUGCUAAUUUCAUUUUAGAAAUGGUGACUUCUGUGGUUUUUCUAGCAUUUGUCUCUAACAAAUAAUGAAAUAAUUACUCAUGGCCCUCUCUGCCAUUGUCUUUCAUUUUUCACAGGGAAAUUAGACCCUUUUACUUCACUAUUGUGCCACCACAAAUUAAGUUAAAAAAAUUAGCAAGACUAUCCACACCAGUAGACAGUAUGCUUCUCAACCUAUAAAUGACAUAAUCAUAGCUUAUGCGCUUGCCAUGGAGUUUUCAAUAAGAUGAUUGGUGUCAGACAGUUUUCGUCUUGUCCAAAAAGCGCUGGUGGCCUUUUGUGGUGGUGUUACAGUCCUCUGGGGGCUUAGGAGGAUGCCAUGUAACUUUGUAGCAGCUUUUAAUUUAAAAAACAAUUCAAAAGCCUGAAGGGCAGCAUGGCUGCCCCUCAGCCCCAGUUGGUCAAACCCCAGCGACCUUUGCCCCUGGUUGCCAAGGGCUUUGCAACAUGAAGCAGGGAAAUAAGGAUCUGUCUGUUUAGUGGAUACUGUGUAUCCUGUAAUAGACCAGGUAACAGUUCGUGUUAGUUUAGACUAUUGUUUUGUACUGUACUUUCUUGGGUGGCAGAGGAAAGAAAAGUAAAACAUUAAAAAAAAAAAAAAAUGCGUUCUUUAAAUUCUGUAUUAUUAGCAACCUCUGUUGUAUAUAGUGUUUGAUAAUAAAGUAUUAAUUUGAUUCUUAUGUCUUUUGUAAGUGAGAACAAUAGACUUUCAGGAUACAAAACAUGCAUUGAGGCUUUGAAACACCAAUGUGUGUACAUGGUUGAGAAAAGUCACAAAUGGCUGAGACACUGCUCCAUUUACAGGACUCAUGUAGUCAUCGCCCACCUAAGCUUAAGACUCCAUCAUCUUGGGACCUGGAACAACAUAACUUUUUUGACCAAUAUUUUGUCCUCAAUGUUUUCAAGGUCUGAUGUUGGAGCCCUAUGAUCCUCUCCUACCCUAAGCAUGUGGUUUGAAAAGGUUUAAGAAUUUAGUAACGGUUCUGUACUUUGGUUUGGUUUUUUUGUUUGCGGUUGUUUCAUGGACUGUUUCAUUUUUCCCCAGGAAGAGUCUUGUCAGUAUCAAGUGCAGCUCAGGCACGGGAAAGGUUGCAAACCAAUCCCUUUAGGAAGAUUAAAUGGGGGCUGUUUCCCUCUGUGUCAUUGUGAAGGGAAGAGUCACACUGUACCUAUGGAUUUUCAGGGACUCUGUUUUUCUCCGGUGCCUUAGCAACGGCUGCAGCCAUUUUUAUUAGUUUCAAAAAAUUAGAAAAACAGUUUUUAGCUCCUCCCUUCCAUUCAUUGCUCUCAAAGUUGUGGUCACUGGCUUUUGUUUUGAAAACCACCUCCACCAACACCCUGGUUUGCCUAUAACCCUCUCAACUUUUUAUGUUAUUAAAAUUUUGUUAUUAUUUUUUGUCUCUCGCCUUCCUCCCACGUUUUAUUUUCCCUCAGAGCCGUGAAUGGGCAGGUCUGUCUCUGGUUUGGCAUCACUGAGUUUUUCCCAUGCAUUUGCCCCAGAGCUGCUCGGAUGUGAGACAAAUCUCCCUACAAUGGGCUUGCUCCCAUUGUCUGUACAGUUUAAUAGAUGCUGGCAUGUUGGAGGUUACCCAUGAGUCAAAAUCUGCUUUCCAUGCUUACUCUUGACACCCCAUUGAAGCCACUCAUUGUGUGUGCGUCUGGGUGUGAAGUCCAGCUCCGUGUGGUCCUGUGCUUGUACUGCCCUGCUUUGCAGUUCCUUUGCACUUACUCAUCGAGUGCUGUUUUGAAAUGCUGACAUUAUAUAAACGUAAAAGAAAAUGUAAAAAAAAAAAAAAACCCACACACAAACAAACCCAUACAAUCUGUAUUUGUAUAUACACGUGUCCGUACAAGUAUACCUAAAUAAAAAUUAAAG
Molecule: messenger RNA, 6719 nt
Organism: Sciurus carolinensis (gray squirrel)
Lineage: Eukaryota; Metazoa; Chordata; Mammalia; Rodentia; Sciuridae
Gene: Efna5
Product: ephrin A5
Exons: 4
Coding region: 1826-2431 (201 amino acids)
Biological process (GO): regulation of cell-cell adhesion; regulation of actin cytoskeleton organization; ephrin receptor signaling pathway
Cellular component (GO): external side of plasma membrane; plasma membrane
Molecular function (GO): ephrin receptor binding
Source: RefSeq, a predicted model, not a curated record